AUGAAGGUGAUUUACAUAGCGCCACUUAAAGCUCUGGUGCGAGAGAGGAUGGAGGACUGGGGCAAGAACUUCAUGCCAAAGCUCGGCAAGUGCAUGGUGGAACUAACAGGGGAUCUCACACCAGACAUGAAGCUGCUGGUGGCGGCUGAUGUGAUCGUGGCAACUCCAGAGAAGUGGGACGGCAUCACUCGCAGCUGGCACAACCGAUCAUAUGCGCAGACGGUGGGGUUGAUGGUGAUGGACGAGAUUCACCUGCUGGGGCAGGACAGAGGGCCAGUACUGGAGGUGAUUGUAUCGAGGAUGAGAUACAUCUCUGCCCGCACCGCCCGCCCCAUCCGCUUCCUCGGCCUCUCCACUGCUCUCGCCAAUGCCAGGGACCUGGCUGACUGGCUGGGGAUUGAGAGAGUCGGUCUCUUCAACUUCAAGCCCAGCGUGCGCCCCGUGCCGCUGGACGUGCACAUCCAAGGCUACCCGGGCAAGUUCUACUGCCCGCGCAUGAACGCCAUGAACAAGCCGCUCUAUGCCGCCAUCCUCUCGCACUCGCCUGUGAAGCCUGUGCUCGUUUUCGUCUCGUCCCGGCGCCAGACCCGGCUGACAGCGCUCGAUCUCAUUCAAUACGCAGCAGCAGACGAGCGGCCGCGGCAGUUUGUGCACGCGAGUGAGGAGGAGAUGGAGGCGCAUGUAUCCAUGGCAUCGUCAGCAGAGCUGAAGCACACGUUGCAGUUUGGCAUAGGGCUGCACCACGCUGGGCUCACCCAGGGGGACCGAUCGCUGGUGGAGACCCUCUUUGCCGAGAGGAAGAUCCAGGUGCUCGUGUGUACAUCCACACUAGCUUGGGGUGUGAAUUUACCAGCCCAUCUAGUGGUGGUGAAGGGAACGGAGUAUUUCGAUGGGAAGCAGAAGCGGUAUGUGGAGAUGCCAAUCACAGACGUGCUGCAGAUGAUGGGGCGCGCGGGGCGGCCGCAGUUCGACAACGAAGCUAAGGCGGUGAUUCUCGUGCACGAGCCCAAGAAGAGCUUCUAUAAGAAGUUCCUGUACGAGCCGUUCCCAGUGGAGUCCUCGCUGCACCUGGUGCUGCACGACCAUCUGAACGCGGAGGUGGCGGGGGGCAGCAUAGCCAGCGUGCAGGAUGCCAUGGACUACCUCACCUGGACCUUCUUCUUCCGCCGCCUCCUCUGCAACCCCUCCUUCUACGGUCUUUCCGACACCAGCGCUGAGUCUGUCAACGUUUUCCUCUCAGAUCUCGUCAGCCGCACUCUCUCUGACCUGGAUGCUGCUGGCUGCAUUGCGCUGCAUGAGGACGGCAGUGUGGAUCCGCUGCCGCCCGGCCUGAUUGCGUCGCAGUACUACCUGCACUUCACCACCGCCGCACUGUUCACCGCCAAUCUCACUUCGCCGCCCGCUGUGGCGGCAGUGACACUAGAGACGGUGCUGCAUGUGCUGUGUGGGGCGGCAGAGUUCGACGAGCUGCCAGUCAGGCACAAUGAGGAGUUUGUGAACGCAGAGCUGGCAAAGCAUGUGCGCUGGAAGGUGGACCAUCGCACCUACGACGACCCGCACACCAAGACCAACUUGCUGCUCCAGGCGCACUUCUCCCGCCUGGCCAUGCCAAUGAGUGACUACGAGACGGAUCUCAAGAGUGUGCUGGAUCAGACCAUGCGAGUGCUGCAGGCCAUGAUUGACACCGCUGCUACAGCCGGCCAGCUACAGCCUGCUCUGCUCACCAUGCGCCUCACACAGAUGGUCAUCCAGGCUGUCUGGUGCGACCUUGGCUCGCCCAUAGCCAUGCUGCCACAUGUCACGUCCUCAUUGGAGGACGCCCUGACAGCUGCCAGGCUGGCAUCGCUAUCCGCCCUGCUGUCCGCCUCGCCACAUCACCUCCGCCAGCUCCUCUCCUCCCACCUCUCGCCUGCCGCUCGUGCCGACCUCCUUCAGGCUCUGGGGAUGCUGCCUAGAGUGUCCAUGUCAGUGCGAGUGCUCUCCACGGGCACAGCGGAUGGGGAGAAGACACCUGCAAAGUCCGCAGCUGCAGCAACAGCAGCAGUGGUGGUGGAGGUAUCGCUUCGCCGCGCGCGGCCGCACCAGCCACACUCUCUGCGUGCCUACACGCCCUUCUUCCCCAAGGUGAAGGAGGAGGGGUGGUGGGUGGUGGUAGCAGCAGCAGACUCCCCCACCCUGCUCGCUCUCAAACGUGUCUCCUUCACACACCGACUCACCACCCGCCUGCACGUGCCCGAGCUGCAAUCGUCAGUGAAGCAGCUGGCAGUCCAUCUCAUCUCUGACUGCUAUGUCAGCCUGGAUCAGCAAGUGACCGUGCCAACAAAUGCUGGUGCUGUUACUGCGCAAGGGACAAUCGGGAAGUAUGUGAUCGAGAAUGUGGGGUUUGUUACAGCGGCAGCUGCUGCUGCUGGGGGGGAGAAGAAGGGGAAUGGGCUGGGAGGAGGUGAAGGCGUGAUUGAAGGCCGUCAGGAUGGGGUAAACUCAUCUGGAGGGGCAGGAGAAGGUGCUGAUGGGGUGGGAAGCAGUGAGGGGGGUGUUGCUGAGGAGGAGGAAGAUGAGUUCUUUGAAGCAGAAGGAUAG
Molecule: messenger RNA, 2580 nt
Organism: Closterium sp. NIES-65
Lineage: Eukaryota; Viridiplantae; Streptophyta; Zygnematophyceae; Desmidiales; Closteriaceae
Source: the annotation of a GenBank genome assembly